Messenger RNA from Cuscuta epithymum, 2015 nucleotides. Lineage: Eukaryota; Viridiplantae; Streptophyta; Magnoliopsida; Solanales; Convolvulaceae. The record is from the annotation of a GenBank genome assembly.
CGGGAAGACAUUCAUUGAAUUGGUAGUUCAAUCGUGGGGACUUUGGGGGGCGCUCUGGCGACUUUGGGGGAUUCCAGCUUCACCCACGGCGUGGUAGCAGCGAACCAAACAGACGGUCACCCUGAAAUCAGAUUUGGGUCUUUCAACGUUUCAUUACCUAGGGGAUUACAGUACUUCACACAACCUACAUCUGAGCCCAGAUGCAAUCUACCACCAGUCUGCAGCAAAGGCGAUGAACAGAUCCAGAUUUCUACGGUGGGGGCUUCAUCACAGGUACCCACGACCUUGUGCCAGGGUCUGCAGGGUCUCAACAGCAAUGCCAGAACCUUGGCUUCUAGGCAUGUCUACCCAUCGACGACGGGCCUUCAGCGUUUGACCAGGCGAAUAGAGCGCAGGGAUGGCGGGAGCCAAGGGACGGAGUAUCCAUAUGCGACUAGACAAGAUCUGAGUACGCAGCGCUAUUUCAGCACCGCCGCUGGAGAAAUUGAACAGCGACCCAGAUUGCAGCGGCUCCUCCAUGGAGAACGAAGGGCCAACAAAGGAUUUAACCAUGGGAGGAAAAUUUCAGCAACCAGGUGUCAGAAGGGGUUCCCAGCUUACCCACGAUCUGGCUCAAGGCGUCAAGCACCUCCUGUAGGACUAAGGAGCGGUGUAUCCUAUUCCGCAAGAACGGGUGACAGAAUUCUUGGUUGGACUCCUGCUUUCAACAAGGAACGACAUCAUAUGCUACGGGGAGGUAGUAGGUAUCAAACUGCUCCUCAUUCAAAUGGAUUUAGAAUUAUUAUUGAAAGCAAAUAUUUUCGUUUCUAUAUUGUUGAUUGUAAUACAAUCCGCAUAUCUGAAUCAAAGUAUGGGUUCUCUUCUGCUAUUGAUCUUGAUAUCGAAAGAAUUACUUGGGUGAAGGAUUCCAUUUACAAACUACUAUCUGAUAAUUGGUCUUACAAUAGAUUUGACCUAAAGAAUUCCCUUUGUAUUCUUCAUGAUGCCAAUUUCUUUGGUGGUUUCUAUCGCAUCAUUGAAAAGGGUAACGACUCUUUAUUUAUACCUGAGGGAAGGAAUGGACGGGGUAUUAAUCUUUUUCUGGAAGGGAUUAUUAGAGCUCAUACUUUACUGAAAGAACUCGCAGCCAAACAAACAUCUAUGGUGCAUGAACAGAUUUCUUGUGAGGAAUUUUCAGGUAAGCACUCUAAUAGUGAGUGUGAUCUUAUCUCCAUGGGCAGAAACCACUCACAUCAGAAUGAUUUUUCUAUUUCGGGAAACUUGUUACAAGUUGAUAUUGAUCAUUCUGCAUCCUCUGAAAAAUCUUUCAAUUCUAUCAAGGAUAAUAUCUCUGAGCAUGUACCUGAAAUUGACUCUUCAUUAGUGCACAUUAAGGAUUUCUUUCAGAUUACUAUGUCGCAAAGGGUUGAUUCACUUUCUCAAUUUUUAAUCAAAGAGUUCGAAAGAAUUCUUGCCUCUUCCUUCAAUAACCGGGGAAAGUUGGAAGAGAGACUUGUUCAUGAAGAAAAAGAUACAAGAUAUGCGAACCCGAAUUUUUCGAGGGACUUUUUUUCAGAUGACCAAGAUAGUGAAGCUUAUGAGCAGUUCUGUACACACUCGGGGGAUGAUUUUCUUGGCCACGCUUCAGAAAGUGGGAAAAGGACUCCUAUUUCAUCGAUGGAGGAUUUAUGGGAUUCUGAUAUGAAUCAGGAUAUUUGCAACAAAGCCUUAUUGGUUACAAGAGAAAACUGUCUCCCUACAGAAAACCUGAACACUCAAAUUAAGAUUUAUAGAAAAACGAAGCAGCGGUCACAUCUUAUGAGAACUAGAUCCCAAACCAGAAUGGAGUUUUGAAGACUAAGGCUAGGGGUGAUCUUGGGAGGGAUUUAUGUUGUACUAUGGGUUGGGUUUUUUCUUUUUCUUUCUUCUUGUUUUUCUUCUUCCCUUUCUUGUAAUUUUUGACUUCCUCAUUAAUAAAACCCUAUUUUCCAGGCAAAAAAAAAAAAAAAGAAUUGGUAGUUCAAAUUUGAUAUGAC